Sordaria macrospora k-hell is the source of this 237-nucleotide messenger RNA. RefSeq lists its product as uncharacterized. NCBI's taxonomy places the organism in Eukaryota, Fungi, Ascomycota, Sordariomycetes, Sordariales, Sordariaceae. The record is from RefSeq and is a predicted model, not a curated record.
AUGUCCAACCCAACCUCCACCUCUGACAUCUCUAACGUCGCCUCCGGACAGUCCACCGGAAGCGUCUCCGUCUCCGCCACCAAGGAGUCUACUCACUGUGGUACCGUCCCCGAGACCACCAAGACCACCAAAAAGAAGCAUACUACCGCCAUUACCAUCGGCGAGAGCGAGAUCACUACAACUGACCCCAAGGAGGACAAGAAGAUUGAGAAGAAGAAGUACGAGCCCAGGGGCUGA